UCGGGAAAAUCGGAUUUCACACCGAAAAUUGUACAACCCGAAUAUGUAAAAGUGCUAUAAAACUUUGAUUGUUCAAUUUUAAAGUUUAGUUGCUAAAUAAGAAGUUGAUAUUGAUAAGAUGACCUCAAACGCUCAACUGAAGAAAGUGGUCACCAUAAAGAAUGACAAAGGUCACAGCGCCCCCGCAAUGUGUGCUUGGCAGAAGUGCUCCGGAAACUAUCUCGCCCUUCGGUUUGAAGGUGUCCACGUCAUUUUCAUUUACGACAGACAAGGCAAACUCUUCAAGAAAAUUCCGAUCGCCACUAACUGUACUGCCCUCGAGUGGGACGCGGAUGGGGACGUGUUGGCCAUCAUGAUCGAAACACCAGGAACUCUCGUCUUGUGGGAGGCUCACAGCAGCAAAAUGUUGGAAUUGGACACUUCCCUGCGCGAAGUUUCCACCGCUAUUUCAUGGUCAUGCGUCGGGAAAACGUUAGCAUUGGGAACUAUGAAGGGAAAUAUUAUGGUGUAUGAUCAUCGCACCAUGCGAAAAAUCCCCGUGUUGGGAACUCACAGUAAAAAGAUCGUGUGUGCCAAAUGGUCUCGAGACGCUGUCCUGGCCUUUGGUACAAUUGAAGAACAAAUCAGUCUCAACACAAAAACGGGCGAAACUUUGCGACACCUUCAACUUCGUGGGAACCCUUCCGACCUUCAGUUUGGAUUUAUUAAGGAAGAUCAGACCUCCAGUGUCACCACGGACAAUGCGAUCAGCUGCAUUGUAGGAGAUAGGACUCUGUACCUGUUAAAGUAUGACGACCCUGCGGCAACGUCCCCAAUGGAGCUCGGAUUUCAGGCGAGAUACGGGAAUAUAUUGAGCCACUUUUGGCACGGGGAUGGCUACAUCGUAGUAAUUUUUGUGGGGGGAUUUAUCGUCCUGCUUUCCUCACACUAUAAAGAAAUCGGGACGGAGCUUGUCCUCUGCGAAAUGAAGGAGGACAUUGUUCGACAUGCCGUACUAAACGUGCAGCGUGGAUGGAUUUCAAUUUGCUGUGGCGCCUCAACUUUGCAAAUUCAUGAAGCCGCUGAGCCAAAAAGGACGCUGGGCAUUACCGAAGUGUCCGACGAUGAGGGUCGAGUACGCCAAAUUGUGCGAUCCCAAUGGACGGAUGAUGGUCAGUUGCUCUCCGUCAACUCUGCCGUUGGGGACGUGGUCAUUUAUCUCACGUCGGUGCCAAUGAUGGGGGGAGCGAAUUUCAGCCAGCUUGCAGCCAUGUCUUCGCUUACUGAUUGUUCGCUCUACAGUUUUAUCAGUACGACGGGUCAACCAGCGAAAGAGUUUGAGUUUGCGUUUGAAGCACAGCCGAAUCUGGUCGUUUUGGGACAAAUUCAUCUCGCAGCGAUCAUUCAUAGUUCCGCAUAUUUAUACAACACCCGAAAAGAUAUCAACCUCUUCAGCAACACGCCAUCCCACAAGAAAGAGUUCAACUCCAACAUUACAGAAUUCGUGAUAAAUCAAACGUACUGUGCUGCGAGGUGUGGUUCAGUCGCACAUCUUCAUCGCAUUGAGGGGAACGGGACGGAGAAAACAGACGUGAAAACUUUUCCUGAACCGAAUGCGAGAGGUUUCAAGAUAACCGCAAUGGCCAUGGCGAAAGAGGUGUUUCUUUACGGUGGGGAAACCGGCCAAGUAAAAAUGUUCCACUUGGACCAAUUCACGGAAAUCAUGAUGAUCGAAAUCGCCACGCAAGCCCCACUCAAAGGAAUUUACACAGACGCCUCCGGAGGUCAAACGGUCCUCGUGGACAAGCACAAUUCCGGUUUCUACUUUGACAUCCUCCGCCCCAACGAUAACGACUCUUCACUCUGCAAAACCCUGCCCAACUUCCCACCUCGCGUGGAUGGCGUCCAUUUCGACAUGGAUGUCAACUGUAGACAUAUUUUCCUCGUUUUUUCCAACAACGUGACCAAAUUUCAGCUCUAUUCAGGAUGGAAGGAUGCCGGUAAAGGGAACGAUAUCGAAUUCGUGGGGUACUUUGAACCCUUCAAGCACAAUCCGGAGUAUCGCCCGAUCUGUUUUAAGCGAGGAGUCGUCUGCGCUUUGACGGGCACGGGGAGGAUCGAAAGGUCGAAAUCUUUGUAUCAACAGCAAUUUCAGUUGGACGAGACGAUCAGUUUGGCAACGAUAGCGUCCUCGUCCUCGAUGGUGGGGUCAAGUUCGGAUCAAGCGCAGAAAUUGAAUAUUAUCAAGGGUCUCGUCAACUUGAGACUGUUUACCGAGGCGUACGAACUCUGCUGCGUUAAUUCGGAGAGGUCGGACAGUUCUACGAAUUGGGAAUAUUUGGCUGAAGCGGCGUUGGAAUUUGGACAGUUGGAGGUUGCUUCAAAGGCGCAAUUGAAGUUGGGAAAUAUCGGGAUGGUAAUUUCAAUUCGGAGAAUGAUGGACGAGGCGGAAGACCUCAACGCCCUUCAAGGCGAAGUGGCCAUGAUGAAGGGAGAUUUUGACCUGGCCGAGGCAAAAUAUUUGGAAGCGGGACUCCGUGACAAGGCCCUCGAGUUGCGGAGAGAUCUUCAAGAAUGGGACAAAGCGAUGGAAAUGGCGGAAAAGUUUAAUUCCCCACUAAUUUCGGAAAUUGCGAGAGAAUAUGCGGCCGUUUUCGAGUAUAAUCAGGACUACUCGUCUGCCCUGGCGUUGUAUCAGAAGGCAAAGCAAAAAUUUGUGGGGGGCAGGAUUAUGAACAUGAAACAAGCCAUGAAUCAAGUCGUCACGAAUAGCAUGGCCCCUAUUGCGGGACAAGAUAACGAGGAGCCAAGAGGGGGCAGUGGCGAUGCGAAGAGGUCACCCAUCCCAUCAACAGGCAACAAUCAGACUGAGCGAGAUACCAAAAUCCUACUCGAUAUUGACAAAGGAUUGGCAAGAAUGUACAUUCGAAAUGGGAUGGACUCCGACGCCGUCGAACUGAUCACAAGCAUCUCCUCCAAAAAAGACGUCUCCUUUGUGAAAGAAUGCGCCAGAAUUUUUGAAGCGGAGAAAAAGUAUGAAAAAGCUGCCAAGCUGUAUCUCGAGUCCUCCGAGGAAACCAGAGCCGCGACUUGUUACAUAAAACUGAAGCAGUUUCCCAAAGCGGAGGAAAUUCUGAAGAGGAAACCUGCUCCAGAAAUUUGGCGACAAAUGGCGAAAGCUAAAGAGGCGGAAGGGAAUAUUAUCGAGGCUGCCAGGGCGUACAGUUUCGCUUACGAUUUUGAAAACGGAAUCCGACUCUACCUUACCCUCGGAAUUCCGGAGGAAGCCGCAACGCUGGCAAGAAUGAGUGACGAUCCGCAAGACGCGGUCAAAGUGGCGCUUUACUAUUUAGAAAAGGGAGACCUCGACGAAGCCCUGAUGUACCUCGUUCGAUCCGAGUGUUACCACGACGCUUUGGCAAAUGCGUUCAAAUAUGGGAAAACUGAGUACUAUGUGGACUUCGUGUUUAACCAUUUUAAGGGUGAAUAUCCUGAAGGCUUUUCUCCCGGGUUGGCCCAAGUUGCGGCGGAUUUUGAGAGCAAAAAGGACCACUUCCGGGCUGGAAAGUGUUACCAGUAUUUGAAGCAGUAUGGCAAGUCCUUCAACUGUCUCCAAAGAGCGGCUCAUAAUCGCGUCCAAGCUAACGAAGAAGAAGUCAUGGUCGCCCUAAUCCACACCGUCGUUUACGCCGACGAUGACGACAUGUCCCGCCAACUGGUCGAAUUUCUCCUCGGGGAGACCGACGGUGCUCCGAAGGAUCCAUUUUACCUCCAUUAUUAUUACGUGAUGGCGGAAAAAUUUUCAGAAGCUUCGAAAACUGCGCUUAUCGUGUCUCGAUCUUAUCAAGAUAGUGGGAGUUUCCUUGAAGCGAGAAAUUCUGUCUUUGACUCGAUGUGCUGGCUUAAAAAUUCGAGUGGAAAGUACAGCAAGGACACGAUCGAUCAGUUUAAUCAGACCCAGAGUUACAUGAUCUUGAGGGUGCUACUUAAUCAGAAAGAGAAAAAUAUUCCGGCCAGAAUUAUUACGAGGAUUUUUGACAAUAUUUCGAGAUUUAAGAAGGCCUGUCCCGGACUCCUCCUCGCCGGAGUGAACGCUUGUCAACAAGCGAAUUUAAAACAGUCCGCGAGACAAAUGGCUUUCACUCUGAUAAAGGAUUACAAAACGCAACUUGACGAUAAAUUCCGCCCAGCAAUUGAACAAUUGGUUAGAAAAACGGCAAAAGUGGAUUUCGUGGAUGAGCCAGAUACCGUUUCGCCGUGUCCAUAUUGUAAUCAAGGGGUGGAGGAUUUCUCACUAAAUUGCAAAUUUUGCAAAUGUUUCAUACCGAUGUGCAUUGUUACGGGUCAGCACAUUAUAAAAAGUGAUAUCGGUACCUGUCUCGGGUGCAAUUUUCCUUUUCGAUUUAGCGAAAUGAAAAAGUUUCAAUCCCUCGUGAAAGAAUGUCCUGUCUGUGGUGCGAAUUGGGAAGGAAACAGUAUGAAAAAGUUGAAUGAUAUUCGACCUUAUCUUUACGACAAUAUUGUUGUUGAGUAAUAAUGAGUUGGUCGUGGUGGUAAAUAUUUACGUUUCCAUUGAAGAAUUUUCAGUAUUAUUAACGUAUUCACUCUUUAAACCACUAUUAUUAACGGAAAAGAGGAGACGAAGGUUUGAAAUUCUUGCCCCAUUAAUUUCCUAAAGUCACCUCGAUUUGCAUAAUUGAUUACUUGUUUGACAGACUUGUCAACAAUUUUCCAUGUGUGUGUACUUGUACUUGGCCAAAUAGACCAAAUAAUGAAGAAAUGAAAUCAGUUGACAUUGGACACAGCAUGAGAGAUGAUCAUUGUUGGUGUAAAUACAUAAAUUCAAGCCAAGGCAAGGUUUUUAGGUCUACCUGUAUGCACAUUAUUGCCAAUUUACAUGUGAAGAUUGCGUCGAAUUAAAAUUCCAAACUUUUUUGCGUAUGAAAA
Messenger RNA from Folsomia candida, 4926 nucleotides. RefSeq names its product WD repeat-containing protein 19 (gene Oseg6). Gene Ontology annotation, cellular component: cilium; intraciliary transport particle A. The record is from RefSeq and is a predicted model, not a curated record. Bases 119 to 4513 code for a protein of 1464 amino acids. NCBI's taxonomy places the organism in Eukaryota, Metazoa, Arthropoda, Collembola, Entomobryomorpha, Isotomidae. The transcript has 15 exons. Gene Ontology annotation, molecular function: protein binding. Gene Ontology annotation, biological process: cilium assembly; intraciliary retrograde transport.